UGCGUAUUUAAAUGGCGUCAUAUACUUGUUUAAUAUUGCCAAACGGCCUUAUUUAUAACACGAUCUUGUUGUAUAUGCAACGAAUUCCUUAGAACUAUCCUGGCAGAAUGUAAGACUAAGAGUACAGUUGUACUAGUAGUGUUUACCUGACGUUGGCUAGCUACAACACAUUUUAUUGCUGUUGCAUAUUUCGGUAGUAUUACGUAAUCUACAUUGAAGCUAUGAUAAAAACAUAUUUUGAUUACCACUGCUGCUGAUUCUAUCUCAGUUAGCAACGAAGUAGCUUGCAGCACACUCCUUUCAAUUGCUUUUCAAGCAUUACACCGUAGUAACUAGAGGAUUGGCUAAGUAUGUCCCAUCACACAUGCCAUACAUGGAUUGUGUUCGUUUUGUAUGUUCCGAGUUAAAACAUUUUUUUCGUUUCUAGGUUUUAUUGCAGAAAUUCAUUACAAGCUUACAAUUCGUGCACAUUUGUCUCAUAUGAAUGUAAUGUGUUCUCAUAUCCUCUUUACACAUAUAACAAUAUUAGUAUUGUUUUAUAUAAAUGUUUGGGCCACAGAGAAUGGCUAUGUUUAUUUUUUUUUAAGGGGGACAUAUAAUACUGAUGGACACGAUGCGUUUCUGUUUUGCAAAAUUUGAAACGUUAACGUUAGCUGACUGGCUAAAUAUCAACCCCGUGGGAAACACGUGUAGUUUUACUACAGAUUUUUUAGCUAGGAGUUUUACGGAAUGGGAGAGCAGCCACUGAGAAUCCUCGUUUGUGGGGAUGCUGAUGGCAGGAUUAACGCUCUAUUCAACCGCGUGAAAACAAUUCAGAAAAAGAGCGGACAAUUUGAUUUGUUGCUCUGUGUUGGAGAUUUCUUUGGUUCUUCGCCCGAAGCGCAAGAAGAGUGGGAGGAGUACAAAUCCGGGUCCAAAAAAGCACCCAUCCAUACCUACAUUCUUGGUGCCGCCUCCCAUGACACGGUCAAGUAUUUCUCCAGUUCAGAUGGAUGUGAGCUCGCUGAAAACAUCACCUAUUUGGGACGCAGGGGCGUCUUCACGGGCGUGUCGGGGCUCCAGAUCGCCUACGUGAGCGGCAGGGAGGCCCAGCAGGAGCCGGCCCCAGCUCACUGCUUCACGCCCAAGGACCUCAACGCCCUGGCAGCGCCCCUGGCAUCCAGCUCCAAGUUCAAGGGAGUGGACAUUCUGCUGACCUCCCAGUGGCCCCGGGGAGUCUGGCAGUACGGCAACAGCCCGGACCUAAACACUAAGUUUUGUGGCACUGGCUCCGUUGCAAGCCUGGCUGAGAAGCUGAAGCCUCGUUAUCACUUCGCUGGUCUGGAAGGGACUCACUAUGAGAGGCUGCCCUACAGGAAUCACAUGGUCUUACAAGAGAACGCACAACACGUCAGUAGAUUCAUAGCCCUGGCCAAUGUGAACAACCCUGCCAAGAAGAAGUACCUGUAUGCAUUCAGUAUAGUCCCAAUGAAAACCAUGGACCCCACUGAGCUUGUGAAACAGCCACAAGAUGUCACUGAAAACCCGUACAGGAAGAGUCUGAAAGAAGGCAAGAAGGAGAAUCCUGCUGCUACAGCUGACUUUGGGGAGGAGGAGCCAGCCUCUCAGUUCUUCUUUGACCUGAAGAAGAAAGAGCAGCACCAGGGUCAGUUCAGGAAGCGGCAGUCGGACGGAGACAGACACACCCAGCCCAAACAGCCCCGCCGACCCCCCCAGCCCACUGGACCGUGCUGGUUCUGCCUGGCCAGCCCAGAGGUGGAGAAGCACUUGGUGAUCAGCAUCGGGACCCACUGCUACAUGGCCCUGGCCAAAGGCUGCCUGACCACAGACCACGUGCUGCUGCUGCCCAUCGGACACUACCAGUCUGUGGUGGACCUGUCGGCCGAGGUGGUGGAGGAGCUGAACCGAUACAAGACCGUCGUCAAGGACUUCUACAAGCGUCGAGGCCGCCGCUGUGUGCUGUUUGAGAGGAACUACCGCAGCCAGCACCUGCAGCUACAGGUGGUCCCAGUGCCUGAAGAUAAAUGCACCACAGAGGACAUCAAGGAGGCGUUUGUGGUCCAGGCCCAGGAACAGCAGAUGGAUCUCAUGGAGAUCCCAGAGCAUUCAGACCUCAAACAGAUCGCUCAGCCUGGGACUCCGUACUUCUACGUGGAGCUGGACUCUGGGGAGAAGCUCUUUCACAGGAUCAAGAAGAACUUCCCCCUGCAGUUUGGCAGGGAGGUGUUGGCCAGCGAGGCGGUUCUGAACGUCCCUACACGCGCAGACUGGCGGGAGUGCAAGUACAGCCGGGAGGAGGAGGAGGCUCUCACCAAGGAGGUCCGUGAGGCCUUCGAGCCCUACGACUUCUCCCUGCAGGACUGACGGGGGAGCGGACUGGUCUGGGGAACGCGGUCCCAUGCGGAGGGUGCUCUGUGCAGACCUUUCACCAGACUCUCAUAACGGUAUAGAACAAGAUUUUUUUUUUUACGGUCCUUUUGAAUUUGGGGAUUUCAUUUUUUAUUUUUUAUUUUUUAUUUUUUAUUUUUUGUUUGAAUGGAGGCCACAGCAUACCACUGGAUGUGUGUCUUCUUGCUGGUUUAGCAAGCUUGACAACUAGUGGAUGAUGGUGCUGUCAGACUUGAAAUUGCAGGUAAUGAUUAUCAGCACCAUGGCAACAAAACCAGUCUGCUCUCUCAGUCUAGGUGAAAUAUUAUGUACAUAAAGAAAUGUUCUCUUUUGUAUUGUCUAUCUUACAAACAGUCCCUGAUUAAAAGCUGAUUUUAUGUUUGGA
Conger conger (European conger) is the source of this 2773-nucleotide messenger RNA. It is a transcript of the gene cwf19l1, whose product is annotated as CWF19 like cell cycle control factor 1. The transcript has 14 exons. Gene Ontology annotation, biological process: mRNA splicing, via spliceosome. The record is from RefSeq and is a predicted model, not a curated record. Gene Ontology annotation, cellular component: post-mRNA release spliceosomal complex. Bases 730 to 2364 code for a protein of 544 amino acids. NCBI's taxonomy places the organism in Eukaryota, Metazoa, Chordata, Actinopteri, Anguilliformes, Congridae. Gene Ontology annotation, molecular function: RNA lariat debranching enzyme activator activity.